Messenger RNA from Marchantia polymorpha subsp. ruderalis, 1147 nucleotides. The record is from the annotation of a GenBank genome assembly. NCBI's taxonomy places the organism in Eukaryota, Viridiplantae, Streptophyta, Marchantiopsida, Marchantiales, Marchantiaceae.
AAACAAGUCAAUUCAAAGAGCAAAACUGGGACACCUAUUCACUGUUCUUUUUGGUUGCUUCGAAGAGAAUUGCGGAGGUGAUGUUCGCCUUUAGAUCUAGGGUUUGGUGCCAUAGAUCGACGAUAGACGUUUCUUCCUGAGUAGGGCUUCCCAAGCUCGUUGUGCAUAAUCGAACUCUCUCCAAUUCCUCUUCCCUUUCUCAAGUUGCAAACGAAAUUCGCUUCGCACACUCUCAACCGCCACCAUGGCCGAGCAGACUGAGCGCGCCUUUUUGAAGCAACCGAAGGUUUUCCUCAGUACCAAGUCUGUACUGAAGGCAAAGGCACCCGGCAAGGCUGGAAGCCGAUUCUGGAAAAAUGUUGGUCUUGGCUUCAAAACUCCCCGCGAAGCAAUCGAAGGUACCUACAUUGACAAGAAGUGCCCAUUCACUGGAAAUGUCUCCAUCAGAGGUCGUAUUCUGAUGGGCACCGUGUACUGCACGAAGAUGACCCGCACUAUUACUGUGCGACGGGACUACCUACAUUUUGUCCCGAAGUACCAAAGGUACGAGAAGCGUCAUUCAAAUCUCUCUGCCCAUGUUUCUCCAUGCUUCCGUGUGAAGGAAGGAGACAAAGUUAUCGUUGGGCAGUGCAGACCAUUGUCAAAGACUGUCAGAUUCAACGUAUUGAAGGUGAUCCCGGCCGGUUCGUCCGACGGAGGUAGCAAGAAGGCUUUUGCCGCCAUCUGAGUAUGUAGGAUUUACAAGGCCUUCGAGGUCCAAUUUUUGAAAUAUAUUCUCAAAUUAAGUUCAUCACCACUUGUUGUAUCCUAGGAUCAAGUAAUUGCCUGCAAAGGCAGCUAGUACACGGCUCAAUUGUCAUUGUUUGUAUUCGACUGUUACAAGAGAUUGAUGGAAAGUUAGUCACACCUUUGUCACACUCGUUUCGAUGGCUAUAACUCGUUACUGGCACAUCUCAGUUCCAUAUGCUUUGACGAAUAGGCUCAGAGUUGUUUGUACCGGAAGGACAGUAUGAAAUCCGCUGGUCUAGGCGUCUAGGAUGCAAUGUAUCGGGGUUGCCCCGCUCCAGGUAGAUAUGGUGGGCCACCUGGCUCGGCAGAAACAAUCAGUUCAAUUUAAUACAAAACACCAAUUGAACACGUAUUGAGG